UUUCUCCAUCAGGUUAUCAGCACUGCGUUAUCAGUGUGGGGUUUGGAGCUGACUCUCUUCAACAGUCGAGAGUACCAGAGGCUUAUGAUAAACCCAAUAAAUGAAAAGGCAUUUAUAUGCAACUACAUGGAGCACUGGUUUACAAUACGAAAACUUGGGCAACAGUGGUUUAAUCUGAAUUUGUUAUUGACUGGACCAGAGCUGAUAUCAGACACAUACCUAGCCCUCUUCCUUGCACAGUUACAGCAAGAAGGGUAUUCCAUAUUUGUGAUCCGUGGAAAUCUCCCAGGGUGUGACGCAGAGCAGAUACUGGGGAUCAUGAAGGUGCAGCAGCAAGAGAGACCAAAGCUGAUUGGAGAGAAUGAGGCUCAGUCGAGUAGUGGCAUGGGCAGGUCAUCAGGGCAGGGUAGUGUGCUGGAGACAGGCCCUGGCGUGGAAGAGGGGGUGGUGGAAGAGAAUGAGGAGGAGCUGAGGAAGGCCCUGGCCCUGAGUACACAGGACAUGGAGGUGGAGGAUGAAGAGGCUGACCUUCGCAGGGCCAUACAGCUCAGCAUGCAGGGUAAGGCUAUAUUGGGGCCAGUAAUGAACGAUAAGUCAAUGUCGAAAAGGGGGCUUGUUGCCAAGACAACAUCGUCAGACCAGGCACCAGGGAGUAUUGCAGGGGGAGCACCUCAGAGUGAGAAACUCUCAGCCGAGGAACUGCGAAGGAGGAGACAAGCCUACUUUGACAGACAGUCCCAACAGCUGGCUCAGCCCACUUCACCGAAACAAUCUACAGAAAGCACAGAAUCCGGGAAGAGUGGCACAGAGGAGGAUGCACAAGCCAAACGCAGACAGUAAGGUGGAGGGAGGUCCAGCAGAAGCCUACGUUGACUACUACCUGCCUUGGCUGGUACCCUCAUCACGGGGAAACCUCAUCCCCUCGAACUCUUCCCAUGAGCGAACAUUAUGGCCGGCCAGAAGGUUGACACGGCUCUCUUGGCUAGUUUGCUGACAGGUUGUAGAGAAGAAAAUAACAACAAUUUUAAAAAGCACUAGUCUCAUCUAACGCAAGUGACGCUGAGGCCAGGAAGAGGGACGAGGCCAGGAAGAGGGACGAUGCAGUUAUUUGAAACCAAUGAUGGCCUUUCUACCACAGCGCCUUCUUUGUCUAACUAUUGCAGGUUGGGGGGGUUUAUUCCUACACAUGUUAUCUUCCUCUGGGAGGGGUCUUAAUGGAGCCUACUGUGCCGAGGUGUGUGUGGUAGAUGGGCACAAUGGUGAGGUGUGUUACAGACAGGAAACCAGGAAUUACCUAAGAUAAUCCUCUAGCCUUCAGUAUGGGAGUGCAACAUGGGACCACUGGUUUGAUAAAGACCAUCAGAGUCUCUUGUCUUCUUUCACUUGGGUCUUGUAAGAGGUCACCAUUUCCCUAGAAAAAACAAAUAAAUGAUUGGUACCCAGUAGUGAGGUGAAGUCAUUGUUAGCUGUAUUAGUGCAUCAUGAAAAUAAACAUGUUAUAUAAACAG
Oncorhynchus mykiss (rainbow trout) is the source of this 1508-nucleotide messenger RNA. RefSeq names its product ataxin 3 (gene atxn3). Gene Ontology annotation, cellular component: nucleus. NCBI's taxonomy places the organism in Eukaryota, Metazoa, Chordata, Actinopteri, Salmoniformes, Salmonidae. Gene Ontology annotation, biological process: protein deubiquitination. The record is from RefSeq and is a predicted model, not a curated record. Gene Ontology annotation, molecular function: cysteine-type deubiquitinase activity.